Acanthosepion pharaonis is the source of this 651-nucleotide messenger RNA. Lineage: Eukaryota; Metazoa; Mollusca; Cephalopoda; Sepiida; Sepiidae. The record is from the annotation of a GenBank genome assembly.
AUGCAUCUGACUUUCUUUCUUUCUUUUACAUUUAUCUUUCAAUCUUACCAUGUCCCGUUUUUCUUUUCUUUUCUUUUCUUUUCUUUUCGUUCUUUCUUUCUUUCUUUCUUUCUUUUUUUCUUUCUUUUUUUCUUUCUUUCUUGCAUGAUUCCUUGCUUUUUCAUUUUUGUUUUGGAGUUACCUUCAAUUUAUUUUUCUGUUGUAAUCACGGCUUUAUUGUGGUUUUGUCCUUUUCUUCUUUCUGUCUACAUACUCUCUUCACUUACACUUUCUUUUUUAAUUUUAUUUAUAAUUCUUUCAAGUUUCUUUCUCAUUCUCUUUUCCUUCUCCCUUUUCGCUUUACUUUACUCCCUAUUAGACGUCUUUCCUUCCUUUCUCUUUUCCGUCGCUUUUAACACAUUUUCCUUUUCUUUCUUUCUUUCUUUCUUUCUUUCUUUCUUUCUUUCUUUCUUUCUUUCCAUAUCCGCAUCAAAAUAUCUCACUUUUUCUCAUUCCUACUUCCUUUCCUUCUUUCUUUCCUUCUCUCUCUAUUUCUUUCUUUCUAUCCGCUUCAAUAUAUUUCGCGUUCUUUCUUUCUUUCUUUCUUUCUUUCUUUCUUUCUUUCUUUCUUUCUUUCUUUCUUUUCAUCCUAUCGUUUCCCUCAUGAUUUAA